Messenger RNA from Anoplopoma fimbria (sablefish), 5991 nucleotides. RefSeq names its product sterile alpha motif domain-containing protein 9. Bases 60 to 4028 code for a protein of 1322 amino acids. NCBI's taxonomy places the organism in Eukaryota, Metazoa, Chordata, Actinopteri, Perciformes, Anoplopomatidae. The record is from RefSeq and is a predicted model, not a curated record. The transcript is spliced from 3 exons. Gene Ontology annotation, cellular component: cytoplasm.
AAUCAAAAACAGACAAAAUUGUGGGAAGGGAAUCUGAAAAGGCACAGCUGCCAUUCCAAAUGGUUUCAGAGAAGGAGGGAAAUCAGCAGCCAAAUCCACACGACUUAGGACCCGGGAGACAAGGAGCUAAUAUGAGCACAGUCCCAUCAGACAUACUAAAGAUCCCUGUGGAGAUCCAGAAAACCCUAGACAACCUUCUAAAAGAUGACCUAAAGAAUUUUAAUUUCUACUUACAAGAAUACAGUAAAUCCAAGCAUGGACCUAUUCCUCGAGGUAAACUGGAGGGCAAGGACACCAUGGACACCACUAAGUUAAUGACUGACCAUUAUGGAAGCAAGGAGGCUUUACAGGUCACAAAAGACAUUCUAAAAGAAAUCAAUCAGCGAGAACUUGCUCGUCAGCUGGAAAAGAAAAUGGGUCAACUGGAACAGCAGAGUCUUUCGAAAGACGUUUUGAAGAAAGAAGCUAACCAGGGUGAAAAACUUAAGAAUCUGUUAACUUGCGGUGGGAACUCACUGGACAACUAUGACCAAUUUAUUGUUGUUGUCAACAAGAGUAGUCCAGAACAAGUAGAGUAUCUUCUGUUUUUGAAUAAGCUGAAACCCUUUUGUGUGUUGGACUUUGACCCUAACUCUGUUGCUCAAGGUGGAUUGUGUCAUUUCUACAGAGAGUCAAGGGUGGCCAAUCUGCAUACACCAUCACAGUAUCAAGGACAAACUGAAACAGUGAUAAAAGGCCUUAACCUCUACAAACACACCAGCUGGGUCUUCUGCAAUGGCAGACAUGACCUUGAUGGUGAGUCAAACAAGGAGUUAGACUAUAAAAACUGGCUGAGGAAAUCUUGCAGAGAUGUAGAGCAGUUGGUUUCAUUUAUUUGCAACCCUGACGUUCUUUUACACAAUGGAAGUCUCAUAAUUUUCCUCUUACUCUCACCUGUGGACACUGAAAAAGACCCAAUCUUUGACAUCUACAAAUCUUUCAUCAAACACACAAAAGAGGAAAGCAUCAUCACUAUUUGUGAAUCUCAGGGCAUGUAUGAGAAAUGGCGGAAGCUUGUACAAGAAAAGUGUGAAUCUGACAUCGACCCACGAUCAAUAUAUGAUCUGACCCUCAGUGAGGUCAAUGGAACCGUAAUGGCACUGGGACCAUUCAAUCAGUCAUCCGAAAGGUUGCUUCCCUCUUCUGGUUCUAGUUUUGUUGUUCUAAAGCAGAAGGAUGAAGACUUGUUGGCAGCUCUGGAUAUUUUGUGUAUGAAUCAGUGUGAAAACACAAUUGAUGAAAACAGUUCAGAGUUUCAUGACCACAGAAUCAGAGUUGAGGAGGAAUUCUACAAAGGAGGCAAAGUCAAAUGGUGGAACUUCUACUUCUGUGACAAAGACAAAGAGAAGCCAUUUGUUAAACGGGACAAGUACGAAAAUGUGAAGAAGAUGAUAAGGUCUCAGUUAAGGGAUUCCAAAAACAUGUGUGCCCUACUCAAUCUGUUUCAUCAUCCAGGCUGUGGAGGUACCACUUUAGCAAUGCAUGUGAUGUGGGAUCUCCGUCAAGAGUUCAGGUGUGCUGUACUGAAGGACAACACACUGCCAAAGAAAGAAGUUGCCAAUCAAGUCAGUACGCUCAUGAAACUUGAAAGUGAGAAACCAUCUCCAGUUUUGCUGUUAGUCGAUGAUUCAAAAGAAGCCGAGAAUCCUCACAUACUUGUGAACUGCAUACAUAAAGCAGUAGAGUAUGGCUUAAACAUGAAUGUGGUUGACGCACCAAACUGCAAAGUCAUCAUCCUUAACUGUGUUCGAUCCCACAGCCCAAAGGAGCAAUACAAACAGCAGAACACAGCACAAAGUCAAUUCAUAACUGCUUCAUUGACACAAGAAGAGCAGAAGGAGUUUGAAAAGAAGCUCAAAGAACUUCAAGAAACUCAUGAAAAACCUGAAAACUUUUACAGCUUCAUGAUCAUGAAGAGCAACUUUGACAAAAAGUACAUCAAGGAUCUUGCUCGUAACACACUGGAGAACUUUGAUUACAGCUCAAAUAAGGCCAGACUGUUUGCCUUUCUAGUGUUACUUAACACUUAUAUGGCAGAAUCAGAAAUCUCUCUUUCCCUCUGUAAAGAUUUUCUGGGGAUGAAAAUGAUACAAUGGUCGGGGGACAGCAUAAUGGGCAGAAUGGAGCCAUACUCAAACUUUCUCAUCAUGGACACAGUUGAAGACUUGGGAGGAUACAAAGGAAUCCGCAUCCUUCAUCACUCCAUAGCAUCUGCAUGUCUGGAAGAGUUGGAGAGAAGCUACUUACUAAAAGUAAGUGAUAUCACUAUGGAGAUUCUUCAUUGUGAUCUGUUCUUCAGUAUUGGUGUUGUCAAACACAGAUUCAUGCUCUCUAUUCAACAAAUGUUGAUUGAAAGGCAGCGCAAGAAAGAUGGAGAUGAGAGAGAACCAUUUUCUCCUCUUAUAGGCAAAAUCCACCAAGAUCAAGGGAGACAAACUGUCCAAGACAUCUUUGUGAAAGCAUCAUCCAGGUUUGUGACAAGUGCGUCUAUUCCUCAGGCCCUUGCGAGAUAUUUGUACAUCAAGGAGAGUGACUUCCCAGAGGCUCUGCAAUGGGCUGAAAAGGCCAAGAACAUCAGACAAAACCCAUACACAUUUGACACAAUUGGGCAGAUUCACAAAAGCAAUUUAAAAUCUAACAACCACAGAGAAAAGCAGGAAACUUCACGCAAUCCAGAGGACCUAAAAACAAACAUUAAAAUAGCAGAAAAUGCUAUUGCAGCAUUUAAAAGGGCUCAAGAGCUGGCAAAUGAAGAUGACAAACCUGAGACAGAAGCUGCUGAUGAUGAGUCAGAUGACUAUCCCAGAAAGUCAUAUGAUGUUAAUGGCUAUGUAGGGGUGCUGGAUAUUGCCUUCCUGGUCUUUGAGAUAUUGAGCAGAUUGCCCUUCUUUGAGGAAAAUCAUCCAAUGAAGAAGAAGUACUUGCAGAGUUUUCUGAAAAAAACAAUCCCAAUCACCAGUGUGUAUAAGAAGGACAAUGAGUUCAACAACAGAUAUGUGGAGAUAAUCAAAGAACACGAACACUUUCUACAGAGUUUAAAAUCUGAAGUAAAAGAAAUUUUCGAACUUCUUGUCUUUUACUUCACAAAUAUAAAAGCGAACACCUCUAAAUUAGAUUUUCUUUCGAUUGUCAGUGUACUUUUUAAAAAGUAUGUAUCUCUUUUUUGCACUACUUCAGAGGAAAUAAAACAAGAACAACAUCCUCAUCUCAAUUUGGAAAUCGCUAUUGAGGAGCGAAGAUUGUUUCUUGAAGAGAAACAUGCAGAUACAUUUUCCGGAAUUCUUCAGCUUUUGGACAAUCCUGCCGUGGAGAUUGAGAAGAUCACAGAAUGCUAUGCAUUCUUACAACAACAACAACUUAUCAACCAAAAACAAAAGACAAAGGAAACCAUCAAUUACAUUUUGUCAAACAUAGUUCUUUACGUUUUGAGAAGAAAAUCUAAACAUGUAAAGAGUUACAGCUACCUCUCUACUCUACUUUUGAAAACGCUCCAAGAAGUAGGACUUCAGUAUCCCUUCCCAGAUCCAUACUACCUGGCUAUGCUGUUACUCUGGCCAAGUCCUAGGCAUGAAAACACAGAAAUUGAGACAUAUGUGAGAGCAAUUCGGAAAUCGAAGCGCCUGUUUUUAUCAUUUCGAAUAAGGAACACUAUUGCCCUCCUCUACCUUGGGAAAGAAGAGGGACUCAAGAGGCUUGUUUCUAAACGCCAACUAGAUGAGAAUUUUAAAGAGAUGCGCCGUGAUACCUUGUCGCAACUUUGGCGGAAUGGAGAUAUAUUUAAAAACAAAGCAAUUAUUAACCGCCUUCACAGAGUCAGUGGAACGACUGAACAAGGAGAGGUGUUUGCCAAUUAUGGCAAACUGAAAAUCCCUGUGCGUCCAGCUUUAAUUGCUGGUAUAAGAAGUGGUUCAAGCACAGAAAAAGUUUCUUUCUACCUUGGCUUUGCCAUUAAUGGACCCCUGGCAUAUGAUAUCCAGUAUGAAAACUAGGGUAGCUGAUUGUACAACAAGUGCAUCAGAAAGGCAAAGACAUGAACUACACAGUGUGAAAAAAUCUGUGAACUAACUGUGACCGAAUUUCAAACACACCUCAUAAAUGCACAUGAGCAUUUGAUAAUUAGCCAGAUUGCAGGGUUAUAUGGUGAUCCUGUAGCUCAAUAUAGCUGCAGAAGUUAGUUUUUAUAUUAUUUUUAUGUCAUCUAAUGUUUUAUUAACCUUUAUUAUCAAUCUUCCAAGGAGUAUUUGUUGUUUUGUUUUUGUUUACUCUUGCAGAUGUUGCAUAUUUGCCAAGCAAUAUCAUAUUCAUUUAUUUUAAAGUGCAAAUAUCAUAAUACAGAAGUUAAUCUCAUUUUUGAACAAACAACUGACGCAUGAACUGUACCUUUUGAGAAACAGGUGUGACAGCCAGUGAUUCACUGUGAUGGUACUUUAAAAACACCUCAUAAAAGCACAUGGGCAUUUGAUUAAACAGACAUAUUUCAGGUUGUUAUGAUGAUCCUGUAGCUCUAUCUAUAGAUGUUUGCUCUUAUAUUAUUUUUUAUGAGGUUUAAUCUCUUAACAUUUAUUAUCCACUUUCCAAGGGAGUUGUUGUUUUGAUGUUGUUGUCUCUUGCAAAUGUGGCACAUUUGCCAAAUUACCUUCUUUUCAUUUAUCUGCAAGUGCAAAUACAAUAUGCGUAGUUAAACACAAGCACUGAUGCAUGAACUGUACCUUUUGAGAAACAGGUGUGGCAGCCAGUGAACUUCAAACACACCUCAUAAAAGCACACGAGCAUAUUAUAAUCAGACAGAUUGCAGGGUUAUGUAACAUCUUCUUGCUCAAUAUAGCCGCUUAUUUACUGUUUGAUUUUAAUAUUCCUUUUAAUUACAUUUAAUAUUUUAUUAACAUUUAUCAUACAUUUUCUGAGAAGUUUUUAAAAUUAUUUUGCAGAUGUGGCAUAGUUGCCAAACAAUCUCCUACUCAUUUAUUUUAAGGUGCAGAUAUCACAGGAGUUAAUCUUAGCUCAUUUUUGAACAAACAACUGACGCAUGAACUGUACCUUUUGAGAAACAGGUGUGACAGCCAGUGAUUCACUGUCAUGGAACUUUAAACACACCUCAUAAAAGCACACGAGCAUAUUAUAAUCAGAGGGAUUGAAGAGUUAUAUAACAUCCUCUUGCUCAAUAUAGCUGCUUAUUUACUGUUUGUUUUUUAUAUUACAUUUAAUGACAUUUAAUACUUACAUAUAUCAUCCACUUUCUGAGGAGUUUUUUUAUUAUUAUUUUGCAGAUGUGACGCAUUUGGCAAAUAUCAUAAUUCAAAAGUCAAGCUUAGUUCAUUUUUGUACAUAUGAGGGCAACACAAGCACAACACAGGGAAAGUAAACUUUUUCUUGAAGAAAUAGAGAACUCUGGAGCUCCCAAAUGUCAUUUGAGAACCAUUGAUCUAGCCCUUAAUACUUUUGUAUUUUUUUUUGUUUGACUAUACAUUGUAACAUCAUUAUAAACUUCAUCGAACAAGUUAACCUGAAAUAAAUUUUGUGCAACAAUGUGAUUGAUGGUUGUAAAGUUUUCUGUAAGGACAAGAUUUAGCCAAAAAUGGUUUGUGAACUGUAAAUGUUUCAGUGUCCAGCCAUCCCAUAAUUCUAAACCAUGAUUUGCUGUUUGCCUUUUCAGAGACUGAACCUUAGUUUGUAUUUUGUUGCUGUAAGAUACUGUAAUGUUAGUUAUUAAUGUAGAUAUUAGUAUUGAAGUCAGAAAUGGUAACUUAAUGUUUUUUGACAUGUGUUUAUGAGCACAAAUGUACUUCAUGCCACUCCUGCCUGAGUCAGUGCCUAACUACUAUCUAAAGAGUCUAGACAUGCCACUGAAAUGCAUGUAAAAUUCUUAACUAUGCAAUUAAAAAGUAUCAUAUUGUACGUACAGUAUUGUCUUAAUUCUUGUUAAUAAUCGUAACUUUCACUCUGUGGACUAAU